Nothoprocta perdicaria is the source of this 2336-nucleotide messenger RNA. RefSeq names its product lysophosphatidic acid receptor 4 (gene LPAR4). Gene Ontology annotation, cellular component: membrane. The record is from RefSeq and is a predicted model, not a curated record. Bases 207 to 1250 code for a protein of 347 amino acids. Gene Ontology annotation, biological process: phospholipase C-activating G protein-coupled receptor signaling pathway; positive regulation of Rho protein signal transduction. The transcript has 2 exons. Lineage: Eukaryota; Metazoa; Chordata; Aves; Tinamiformes; Tinamidae. Gene Ontology annotation, molecular function: lysophosphatidic acid receptor activity.
GCUUCCCCGGCGCGGGAGCCGAGCGCGCUGCGCGCCGCCCCGCCGGCACCCGAGGACAAAAGGACUUGAAGAAACCCAUGGUCGUGAGGUGCCGAGCAACCUUCCUGGGAUGUGUUUCUUCAGGGAGAAAAGGGAUCGCUACCUUAUUUUAUGGAUGUCCCUGAAGUAGGCUUUGGAGUUCUUUGGAAGCACAUCCCAAGCCUGGCAUGGGAAACCACAGCAAUCACACCUGCUUGACAGAUGAUUCCUUUAAGUACAACCUGUACGGAGCUGUGUACAGCGUGGUCUUCAUCCUUGGCUUGAUCACUAACUGCGCCUCCCUUUUCGUUUUCUGCUGCCGGAUGAAAAUGCGGAGCGAAACGGCCAUAUUCAUGACCAACCUGGCUGUGUCGGACCUGCUCUUUGUGUUCACCUUGCCUUUCAAAAUCUUUUAUAAUUUCAACAGGCACUGGCCUUUCGGGGACAGCCUGUGCAAGAUUUCCGGCACGGCCUUCCUCACCAACAUCUACGGGAGCAUGCUGUUCCUCACCUGCAUCAGCGUCGACCGCUUCCUCGCCAUCGUCUACCCGUUCCGCUCUCGCACCAUCCGCACGAGGAGGAACUCGGCCAUAGUAUGUGCUGGUGUCUGGAUACUGGUCCUCAGCGGGGGAAUUUCAGCCUCGCUGUUCUCCACCACCAAYGUCUCUAACACCAGCACGACUUGCUUUGAAGGUUUCUCCAAGCGCAUCUGGAAAACCUACCUGUCCAAGAUCACUAUAUUUAUUGAAGUGGUGGGAUUCAUAAUUCCUUUGCUGCUCAACCUUACGUGCUCCUCUCUAGUACUCAGGACUCUUCGGAAACCUGCCACCUUGUCUCAGAUUGGGACAAACAAGGAGAAAGUACUGAAGAUGAUCAUUGUGCACGUGGCCAUUUUUGUGGUGUGCUUCGUGCCCUACAACUCCAUCCUCUUCCUCUAUGCCCUGGUGCGCUCCCAAGCGAUAGCAAACUGCUCCUUGGAGCGCUUUGCCAGGACGAUGUACCCCAUCACAUUGUGCAUCGCAACCAUGAACUGCUGCUUCGACCCCUUCAUCUACUACUUCACGUCAGAGUCCUUCCAGAAGUCUUUCAACAUAAAAACCCAGAUAAAAAUGGAUUCUUUCUUCAAGACUGAAAUGCCCCUAACGAAGACUGCGCUACCGGCACCCCAGGAUGAAAUAAGUGACCAGGCCAUUACGAAUGGGGGGGAUCCAACAUCCGAGUCACAUUUCUAGCCAUGCAUUUGCACGUGGAGCUGUCGUCCAUUCAUUUCUUCGUUAACAUCAUGUGCAAAAUAGUUGCCGCAGAACGUGGGUUCACACAUGGUGCUGCUGAAGGAAAGUUAGGGGGGGACAAGUGCACCAGUGGGCAAACGCUCACAUGGGAUUGCUCCAUCAGGCAUCUCCAGCUGAGAACACGAGAUAUAAUAAUCCGGAUGGGUCUCUCUGGAGAAUACAGAUGUGUGAUAACACAUACACCACCUAAGGAGGGCUUGGAGCAGAUUCUGUAAUCCCCAAAAGCCAACAUUUGGCAUUUUCCCCCUCAGUAUUUGACCUGGAACCAGGUGGGAAAUGUAUAUAGAAAAGAUUCUUAUAGGUAUCUGCCAAUAUUUCAUAUCUCCUGGAGAUGAAUCAUCAUAUGUUAACUCAAUAAUUCACACAAUAUGUAUAUUUGCUUAAAAAGGUGUAAUAAAAGCCUUGGCUUUUCCUUAUUUCACUGCAAGAGUACAUAUCCUGGUUUUACUAGGUACAGGCAUUUAAUAUUUAGCUUUUGGAGAGGUUUAGAGUGUAAAUAAUUAUGAUUUGAAAAGAAGGCAAAACAGCUGCUUGAUGGUAUAAAAGAAAAUUAAUAAGAAAAAAAGAACAAUUAAUGAAGCUAUUUAGAAAUGAGCUUCAUCUUUGUACAAUUAAGCUGCUUUUUAUUUUAAGUGCCAUCUCUGGGGAGAAGCACAGAGUGCAUUAUGGCCAUGCUGCACCUGGGCUUUUAUAUCCCAGGAGAUUAUGAGCGACUAUUUCUGGUAAGGGCUGGACUAUAAAAUUAGCUGAAAGAAAGGGUCUGAAACCCCAGAAUUGUUUGUAGGCCAAGUCUGUUAUAUAGAACUUGUGCAUAAAUGAGGGCUGGAGGAAGCAUAAAGUGCUGUUCCUGCUAAAGAACAUGUUUGGAUAUAGAUAACUGGUGUCUUAUUAGCAGAAUUAAUUUUCUGCCUAUUAGAAGAAGAUSCUGUAAAUGAUUGUUUGCUAUUUUUUUUUUUGCUACACAGUCAACUAAUUAAUUAAGCUAGGGGUCUGAAAGUAAUUCCAGAAGAUGAAUAAGUAAAACAA